Molecule: messenger RNA, 425 nt
Organism: Dicrocoelium dendriticum
Lineage: Eukaryota; Metazoa; Platyhelminthes; Trematoda; Plagiorchiida; Dicrocoeliidae
Source: the annotation of a GenBank genome assembly
AACGUAGUAAAACGCCCGGUCCAGUCCACUCCUGGCGGUGGCCCGACAAGCUGUGGCAACGGAUGUACGCCGACGACUUUGGACCGAUAAACGGAACGAUGUUUCAUCUACUCACCGACGCACAUGCAAAAUGGAUUGAUGUGCAUUCAGUCACCCAAACGAUAUCUCAAAACACCAUUACUAAUACAGACUCUUCCUUUGCUACGUUUAGCAUCCCGGAAACCAUUAGGGCAGAUAAUUGUUCACCUUUUGCCGGUGCUGAAGUUAGUAAGUUUGUUGGCAACAAUGCGAGGCGGCAUAUCAAAACGGCCCCGUAUCAUCGGGCAUCGUACGGCUUAGAAGAAAGGGCUGUGCAAACGGUGAAACAAGGCCGACUAAAGCACCGAGUGAGAACUUUACCAAAGAAAUUGGAUCAUUUUCUAUCU